CCGCCAUACUCUCCCCCUCGCUCACACCGGUAGUUGUCAUGGCGAUGGAGUCAGCUUCGGCGUUGGCUCCAGGGGUUGUUGCCAUGGAGAUGCCGGUGCGAGGUGCGCUCUCGGUGGUUCAAGAAGACGAGGGCUACAGCGCGCCGGGGUCCGAGGAGCGACUGCGGUACCGCCAAGGGGGCGGGAGACGGAGGCACGGGGUGCCGUUCAACCGGGGGGGGCACUACAUGCUGGUGGUGAUCGGGGAGAUCGGCACGGAGCACCAGCUGGACGUCGCCAGGGCGCACGUAGAGCGGGGAAUUCGAUCCUGGGACGUCGACCUGAGGAGCUGCGACCUCGAUCGGCAGCUGCAGCUGUUCAUAACUCGUCACUCGGCCCAUUUCUCCUCUGAGGUCAAAGGACAAAGAACUCUGCACCACAGGAGUGAUGUGCUAGAGACCGUGGUCCUCGUCAACCCGUCAGAGGACGCCGUUGUGUCGGAGAUCCAGUCUCUAAUCACAGACUCAGCAGGACACAAGCUUCUGGUCUUGAGUGGACAAAGCUCAGAUCACGGUGGCCUUCUUCUUCAAACCGGAGUUUUCACCCAUCAGACGUUUUCACGCGUCUUUGCUGAUCCUGGAGUCAGUGAACUUCUGGGCACAACAGCCCCCAAGCAGCAGGCUACACUCACUGUGUGCUGCCGCGGGGAGGUGGGCUGGAGCUCCCUGGGACAGCAGCAGACUCUGAGUCAGUUUCUGGAAUACAAACUGAACCCUGAGUCUGUUCUCCCCAAGAUGGAGGGUGUCGCAGAGUUCACAGAGUAUAUCUCUGAGACGGUCGACGUGCCCUCGCCUUUUGACCUCCUGGAGCCCCCCACGUCCGGGGGCUUCCUGAAAUUGUCCAAACCGUGCUGCUACAUCUUCCCCGGCGGACGCGGGGACUCGGCUCUCUUCGCCGUGAACGGCUUCAACAUCUUAGUGGACGGAGGCUCCGAGCGGAAAUCCUGCUUCUGGAAGCUGGUUCGUCACUUGGACCGCAUCGACUCCAUCCUGCUCACGCACAUCGGCGCCGACAAUCUCCCGGGAAUCAACGGGCUGCUUCAGAGGAAGAUAGCGGAGCAGGAGGAGGAGCGGUCUCAAGACUCCACCAACUACAGCGAGUGGAUGAAGAACCUGAUCUCGCCCGAGCUCGGUGUGGUGUUCUUCAACGUGCCGGAGAAGCUCCGAAUGCCGGAAUCUAAUCUCAAAGUGAAGCGCAGCAUCGAAGAGGCCUCCCUGACUUUGCAGUACCUGAACAAACUGGGAGUCAAACCGGAGCCUCUGUUUCGAGUGGUCAGCAACACCAUUGAGCCCAUCACUUUGUUCCACAAGAUGGGCGUGGGCAGGUUAGACAUGUAUGUUCUCAACCCCGUCAAGGACAGUAAAGAGAUGCAGUUUUUGAUGCAAAAGUGGGCUGGCAACAGCAAGGCCAAAACGGGUAUCGUACUGCCCAACGGGAAGGAGGGAGAGAUAUCCGUGCCCUACCUGACAUCCGUCACAGCCUUAGUGGUCUGGCUUCCUGCCAACCCGAAUGAGAAGAUCAUCCGGGUGCUGUUCCCUGGGAACGCACCGCAAAACAAGAUCCUAGAGGGUCUGGAGAAAUUAAAGCACCUCGACUUCUUGCGCUAUCCUGUUGCCACACAAAAAGAUAUUGCCUCCGGAGCGGCUCCCUCUGUUAUAAAACAGACCAAGUUGAAGCAAAGAACAGACAGCAAGGAGAGUCUCAAGUCAUCCCCGAAGACUACUGCAAAGGCCCCAAAGAAAGACAAUGAGGAUGACGUGUCAGCUGCCACAGAGGCAAAGACUGACUCUGUCAAGGAGAAUAUAGCUGAGAAAAAAGAGGAGACGAAGCCCACUAAAACUAUCAAAUCUAAAAGUGAUGUGCCAGAAAAGAAAAAGCUCCCGAAAGAAAAAUCUGUGAAAAAGCACCCUAAGGAAAGGGUGUCAAAAAUGGAUGAGAAGAAGGACAAGGAAAAGAAGGAGAUCAAGAGAGUAAAGAAAGAUGACUCCGCUAAGAAAGAUGAAAAGAGAGAUGUUAAGUCCAAAGACGACAAAAAGAAGGAAACAUCCAAACCGGAGCUGAGAAAAAUGACAAGGCCUGACCUGAAACCGUUUACCCCCGAAGUCCGAAAGACUUUGCACAAAGCUAAAGUGUCGAGCAAAGCUAAGGCUGGAAAAGCCAAAGCAGCAAAGACUUUACCUGCUGAGCCAAAGGCCGAGGAGCCAAAACCUCAAACUGUUCAACCUGAACCGAUGGAGAACGGAGCUGCUGAGGCCGCGUCUGUUCCCUCAACCCCUGAAGACCUCACACAGGAUUUUGAAAAUGUUAGAAAAGCUGCAGUUGUAGAUGCAUCAGCGGAGCCUCGAGACAGUAAUGAGCUGACCACACAGAGCCUUAUCCAGGACAAGCAGGAAGCAUCCGAAAUUCCACCUGAAGCAAAGUCUCCAGAAGAGGAGCCGUCGGCCCCAGAAGCUGAGGACAAAACGUUGACACAAGAAAGGGAAAUGGAAGAAGCUCAACGGUUUGAGGAUGAAGGAGCAGCAUCUCAGGAUGAGGAUGAGGAAGAGGAAGAGGAGGCGGCCCCGCCUGCCGAUAAGAAAACAGAAGAGGAGGUGGAAGAAGAUAUGGGAAUAGGUGAAGAGGAAGAUGAAGCCAAAUGGAAGGAAGCAAAGGACGACAGUCUCGACAGGAAACACGAGUUGGAAGGAAUGGAGAAAUCAGAACAGCUUUCGGCUAAGGUGGUGACAAAAGAGGAGCUACAAAUGAUUCCGUCAGAGGAGGACGAGGAAGUGGUGGAGAAAGCUGAACUGGAGGAGGUAGAAGAUUUAGAUGAUAUAGCAGAUGAAGAGAUCAAACCUUAUCAUGCAGCUGAAGAAGAAAUGGUCAGUGGACGAAUAACCGCUGAAGAAGAGGAAGAGGAGGAGGAGGAGGAGGGCUACCUGUCCCAUGUCGGAGGGGCCACAGCCCCCAUAACCUCGGUAGUCCACGGGGCCGGUGCAGCUGAGCCCAUCUCCUACAUCCAAGACGAGACCAUCCCCGGCUACUCUGAGACAGAGCAGACCAUCUCCGACGAGGAGAUCCACGAGGAGGCAGAAGAGAGGAUCCCACACCUCCAGUACGACGUCGCCGCCUACGACAUCUCCGUUCCCGAUCAGACUGAAUCAUUCGUCAACGUUCACGGCGCGCGGGAGAUGCGAGCUGCAGCCGCGACCGAGAGAAGCUUCAUCGCCGGCGUGCAGGAGCAGGUUUCCGUGUUCACUAACAUCAUCACCGCUCCUCUGGCAGAAGAGGAGCAUGUGUCCUCUGCAACGUCCAUCACGGAGUACGACAAGGUCUGCUCCUUCCCCGACUCCAUUGCCGAGGACCAAUCUGCGGCGUCGAAUGCAGCACCGGCAGCCGAGGAGCCCCCCAGGAGCCCCGUCACCGCGCCCGACGCCAGCCAAGGCAAAGAACAGCCCCGCUCCGCGGGAACCCUCUCCCCGCCGUCUUUAGAAGAAGACAAACGAUCCAGGUCUCCUUCCGGUGACUUUGAGCUCCCCGGCACGGACGUGAAGAUGCCAGCCGGCGCUCCCGAAGCUCCCGACGAAGAAGAAGAGGAAGAGGAGGACGAAGACCAAACUCCUAACGUAGACAUUUCCCUUGAAAAACUCCAUGAGGGUUACGCUUCAUCCCAAUUAUUACAGCGCAAAGAGACGGAUAUCGAAAAGCUCGCUGGCUCCAUUUCUGCACAAGACACUGAACCAGUCCACCUACCAGUUGAAGCAGAACAGGUAGAUGCAGUUGCACCUAAAUCUAUUUUAUCUGUUGUGCCUACUAGACCUUUUGGAUCAGACUCUGUGACGUCAGAGAGUGAGGAGCGCUGCUUCAGUCCAGAUGAUGUCACUGUGAAAAUGGCCUCCCCUCCACAGUCCGAACCACCGAGUGCAGCUCCAUCUCCUAGUCGUCAGUCACCAGCAGAAGAGAAGCAGAAGGUCCUUCCUGAUUCAGAGGAGCCCCUUGAAAUGAAAAAGACAGACUAUGCAGGAAAAGAGACACAAAUAGUUGUUGCUGAACAGAAAGCAGAUCAGCACGAAGAAGACGUUUCAACAUGUUUGGACGAAUCAUUUGAGAAAGACAUGAAGGAGGUUCCAGUGAUAAAGGAGUCAGAAAAAGACACUUCAUCCGUUCCAAAAGAGGAAGGCAAACGGUCAGAAACGAUCCCUUUUGUUUCUGCGUCUUUAGGAGAAGUUCAGCCAGAUGGAAAGAGGGAUUCACUUAUUUCAUCUGGAGAAGGUAUUAAAGAGGCCGAUGACAUGGUCAAAGAAAAAGAACCCAAAGUGCCGAUCACGGGUACAUUUACGGGGAUUCACGAUGAUGAUGAUGAUAAGAAGGAUGAUAAUGAUGAUCCUCCAGAUACAUCCCAAACCAUCAAAGCAGAACAGGAGGGGAAAAAGGACGUCACUUCUUAUGUCCAACAAAUCAAGGAUGAGCAAAAACAAAAAUGUGUCAUCCAGGAAGACGUUCUGAAUGUGACGUCCAUCACGGAGGAGACAGAAGACAAAGAGGCGACCAAGAAUGAUACGGCCGAUAUCAAACCCAUUAAAGAAGAGCCUGAAAAGGACCUCACUCCUGAAGUCACAACCAAAGACGCAGACAUAGAAGCUGUCGCUUUUGAGAUCGAACAAACCAAAGAUGAGCCAAAACAGAGAGAUGAGGAUUUUCACCUCAAAAGCAAAGGUGAGGUGAAGGAAGCCAAGCUUGAAACUGAUGAUUUGUAUGAUAGUGAUAUUUCUGACAUUAGCCCGAUAAAGUCUGCAAAGACAGAGACUGAAGCAGUGCACGCCACAGAUAUCAAGCCUUUUAAAGACGAGAUGGAGAGAGAUGUAAAGAAGGACGAUAUUCCCACUAUUGUACAUUCUACAGAUCAAAAACCAUCUGAUAAAGUGAUUGAAGAAAAGAAAGAGGAAAAAGAGAUGGGGCGGGGAAAGGAAGAGAGAGAAAUCAAUAGAGAAGAAGAAAGUAUUGGUAAGAGUGAUACGUCUGCUACCAUAAAAGAAGAAAAGGGGCAAGUGAUUGGUAAAGAUGCUGUCUCAACCAUCAGCCUGGGUGAAGAGGAACCUCCUGCUGCCAAGUUAGCCACACAGCAUGAAAAAGAUAAGGAGACAAGUAAAGAUGAUACUUCUGACACAAAACCCUGCGAGGGGCAGGAAAAGGAUGAGGCAAACAUCUUCAAACCUACCGCAGAAGACGUAAGUAAAUACGAUACCGCCGCUAUGAUCCUCACCAAGGCAGAGGAAAAAGACAAAAUGCCAAGGACAGAAGAUCCUUCUGCUGCUACACCAACACUGGCAGAAGACAUGAAACGAGAGGAAAGUAAAGACGACACUACCGCCACCAUAUUCAUCAAGAUGGAAGCGGAGCAUGUUCAAUUAAGAAAAGAUGAUGACGUCGCCGCCGCAUCCAGCAUGGCAGACACAAAAGAGACACUUAAAGAGGCCAUUAAACCAGUCGGUGAGGACCAAGCGGAGAAAGAAAGAAAUGAUGCUGUCACAACCCCCGAGGACAAAUUUCUUAUCAAACCGACCAUUCAAGAGGAAAAGGUGACGGAUAUCGGUGGAGAUAGUUGUGUUGUUAAAUCAACGGUGGAAGAAGAAACAGAGAAAAAAGCAGAAAAAGAGGAAACUUUCACUGAGGAAGAAGUUGUCAUCAAACACAUCAUGGAGGAAACAUGUACAGUAAUAAUUAAGGAUGACAUUUGUGGUAUUAAACCUACAAAGGAGGAAGAAAGUAAAGACCUUUUUGCUGUGAAUCCCCCUAAAGAUGAAGUAGAGAUGAAACAGGUUACGUCUGAUUUCAAACUCAUACAGGAGGAGGCAAAAGAAAUCCCAAAGGAUGAUAUUUAUGAUGAAGAUAUUAAAGUAACGGAGAAAGAAAUGGAGAAAGAGAAAGAAGAGCGAUCUGAUUUGGGAUCCAUUAAGGAGCAGAGGGAUGAUACUUCUGUCAAAAACAUUUCUGAGGUUAAAGAUCAGGAGCCGGCUGGUAUCUCUCAUCACAAACACAUUCAGGAGGAAAUGAAAGAUAAAGAAACUAAAGAAGAUGAGACUACGAAGGAGAAAGAAAGUGACUCCAGUGUGGAGCAGCCAAAAGAGGCAAAAGAGAAAGAGUCCUCUAAAGUUGAAACCAUCCAGGCGGAAGGCCCAUGGGGCAGCAGUGACACUGAAUCCGCCAAACAGGAGACCCGCAUAGACGUUUACACUCCAACAUUAAGCACCAAAGAUGAGAAGAAAGAGAAAGCUGAUCAUCUUUUUGGUGCUGAAUCUAAGAAGGAUGAUAAAAAAGAGGUGGAUCUUUCCGUGUCUCAGACCUCGGAAGACGAGAGAACGAAAAAGGAUGAUGUUUGUGAGAUUUUGGAUGAGCGUGAAGGAGCCUCUGAUAAGCUUACAGGAGCUCAAGUCGAGGAGGAAACUUUUGGUGCUGCAGACAUUCAGCGAGGAGCCGAUAACAUCUGUGUUUUUCCCAGCUUCACCCCGGAGGAGAAAAAAGCAGCAACGGUCGUUAUCAGUCAAGAAGAGAAAAUAAAGAAGGAGGAGAAAGAAAAAGAUGACACAUAUGUGGCUGAACUGAGCAAAGAACAGAAAAUGGAAAAAGAACAAGAAAAGGAAUACAGCUUUGAGACUGAUGACACUAAAGAUGAAAAGUUGUGGAAAGGAAAGGAUGCGGCAGACAAGACGGCAGAUGAGAUGACUCGAGACUCACCUGAUGGAGACCUCCCCAGAGAGGAGAAAUGGGAGAAAGAGGAGUUACAAGAGAAAGACUUUGAGAAAACCAUCAAACAACCAUCACAAACUGAGAAUGUAUCAGGAGAAGCAACCACGGCAUCGAUGUCCGAUUUAAAAUCUGCAUUUGUGGUUCAAUCCUCCGACGAAGACAGGGGACAUGAAGAGGAGGAGGAGGAGGAGAUUUGUAUGGGAGGAGCAGGCUCCAGACCUUUGUCGGUGGAGCAGAGACAAUCAGAACAUGACAUCUUGUCUGCAGGGCUGCCCUCAUCUCAAAAACCACAGACGAGCGAGCACCCUAAACCGCCAGCGUCAGAGCCAAUCACAGGGAUCAUACCGACAUUCACCAUGCAGGAGCCCUCCCUGGACGACGACUGCAAAGAGUUUGGCGUAGAAGAACCCACACUCUCGCCUGAAGAAACCAGGGCUGCACCCUUCGCCAAGCCUGAGCCCUGGUUUGACGAUCACACAUCGAAGGAGACGACUUCUAUUCCUAAACCAGAAAAGGCCUCUGAUAUACCAGCAGCCAGAGAAGAGCCGGCAUCAGACUCAGCUGAGCAAAAGCCAACGUUGUCGACGGUAUCGAGUACCGACAGUCAACCCAGGAGCUCUACGCUCUCGAGCACCGAGAGCCAGUCCAGUGUUGAGGAACCGCCACGACGAGAAGAACCAACCCCGUCUCUGACGAGCUCAGCAGUUGGUGGAGCGGGAAAAGCAAAGGUGGAGGAGAAGCCAGCAAAGGAAGCGGAGAGGGAGAUGGAAGGAGAACGAGAGGUGGCUUCUCCCGGAUUAUCACAGCCUUGCUCGUAUUUUAUGUUGGAUUCUGAGGACGCUGGCCAACCAGAAGUUGUUGAGUCAGAAACUGCAAAAGUGACCUUGGAGAACGGAACGGCCAGUGGAAGCACCGGAGAGGAAAAGCACACCUUUGGUGCGUCCAAGUACGAUCCAGAUGAAAAGCCCAUUCCAAAGGGUCACGACUUGGACUCUGGAGAAGAAAGCGAGGUUUCUUUGGGUUUCGGUCACGACUCUGAUAUCGGCAUUGAUGACAACAGGAGAACAAGCCAGUCAGAAGCUGGAGGAGCCAUGUUCGUCCUGGACGAUCAGUACAGAGAAGAGCCUCUGUCCUUCAGUAGAGUCGACUACGGCCCGGUGGCCCUCGCUGAGAGUGAAAGCAGCCGUCACCACGCCGCCUCUCCUAGAUAUGAAGACAGAGAAAAGGGCCAAGAGGAAGAGUGUGAGCGAGAAGAAAGACCAAACACACCUUAUGUAGAAAAGAGCUUUUCGUCCGUAGACAUGCGAGAUAACAAAAUGUCCCAGGCUGCUGAGUCUUACUCUUUCAGUCUCAAAGAGGAUAAACCUGAGAAAUCAGAGAAGGAGAAGGAGGAUGUGGAGGGAGGUGCUGCAGCCGCAGCUUUUCCAACCGGAGCGACGGGAGAGAGCGACACGCUGUCUGCCGGUGCUGCUGCUCAAUCGGCAUGCGAAUCAUUAAGACAAGAAACAUCAUCCCCGCCAUGGAGCCAGCCGGCUCUCGGGACACAAGUUUCUGCUGCCCCCGUAGCUUUUGGGGAAUUCGUGGAAAAAAGAACAGAGAAGGAAAGACAAAAAUCUGCUGAGUCACUCAAAGACAACACAGAGUCCUCUGAUCAUGAAAAAGAGGAAUCUCCAUCUGGUCGGCGUUCACCUGCAGAAAAAGACAUUUUAACUCAACAAGCGUCCCCUGUAGAGAAAGGAGAAGCUUCACAGGCUCGGAGGACUGCGUCUGCCGCCACCUUCUCAGGUCACGAACUAGAUGACAAUGUUUUGGCGUCUGAGAAUAUUUCAAUCAGCACCUCUGCCUCUUGUAAAUCAAUGUCAGGAUUUCCUGACAGAAAAGAGAGCCUGAUAGAUAAGAGGUUACUUGUCGAAGGAGAAGAUUUUAAUGUUGAUGAUGAUGAGGAGGAUGAUGAGGAUGAGGAUGAAGAGGAGGAGGAAGAAGAGGAGGAUUUGAGUGAUGUAGAUGUAGAAAAGGGUGCCAGAGAACAGUCUGAAAAAGAAAUGUGCAGGUGUGCUUCUGGUGAUAGUGCUACGUUAGCACAGGUAGAGGACUCAAAUAAAAAGUCUCUUCUGCCUCUUAAAGAUGAAACAGCCUGGAAACCAACACCUGACGGUGCCUUACCUUCAGACAAGCAGGACGAGAGUAAAAAAACAUCAUCUCCUGAAACAAAGGGAGCUCAAAAAGAUGAUGAUGAUGAAAAAGAUGAUGCAUCAACACUUCCAGGGGCAAGGAGUGACGGUGCAGCUAAAACAACACCAUCACCAGACCCAACUGUGUGCAGAGUGGACCAAAGUGGUUUCACUACAUCCGAUGCUGCCAAACAUCCCGAAACAAAGAAAGCAGAGGACACUGACCGAAAACAUUUGUCUCCUGAACCGACCACAAAGAGAAGGUUGUCAUCGGCAGAGGACGUGUCCUCGUAUGAAGCACCGCAGUCCAAAAGAGGAGAAGACGACCGAGCGUCUCUGUCGCCAAGCUUUUUGAAAAAGGAAACCGGUCAACCGACCAGCUCGACCGCCAGAUCACCGCCUGGAGAUUCAGCAUCCAUUUCCAAGACUGCAUCUAGUCCCUCCCCUCCUCUAAGACGUAGCUACUCCGACAUCCGACCCGGGGCUUGUUCUGAGCAUUUCUACACUGAGAAUAGUCAAGUAGGAUUGAAGAAAGAUAAAGAAGAAAAGAAGGAUGACUAUUACAGCCAAAGAAAUAUCGAAGAUGAGGGUCUAGACGGGAGGCAGACCAUAGAUAUCACCACGAGACACGAGGAAACUGCCUCAUCACCGUGCACAUACACCACCUUAACAUACUCUACGUCCACAUACUCCUCCACGUCGUACAGUUACUCCUUCUCGCCCUCAACCACUGCCUCUUUGAGCAAACCGCUUGGAGACCAAGUCCAAACUUUAACAACAACUUCAGGCUCCACAGUACCUCUAGACAAAGAGGAGCCAUCAGCGGAGUCUCAGAGCUCCUGCUUUGGAGGAUUUCAGAGAGAUGAGUACAUGGAGGUGACAACCAAACCCGCAGCAAAAGUGUCUUUACCUCCCAGCCUGUUGGGGGAAACCAAACCAUCGUACCCAUUCCCGUCUACCACUGCCAAACCAACCGACCUUCAAAGCGGGUCCGCAAAGCCUGAAACUGAAUCAAAGUCAAGCACUGACUGUUUUUAUAUGCUAGAAAGCGACGUUACGACAUCCUCCGCCGCCCCACCCUCGCUAACCAUGGAACCCGUGCAGGUGUCACAGAGCGUGUCAGAGGCUUGCUUUGAGGUGUCUCCACUGCAGAGGGAUCCCUCUUCUGACAAUGCCUCCCAAGAGUCGUCAGAAGACGAGGAGCCUGUCACACUUGAAAUGGAGGACAGCACCCUACCGUGUCUUAUUGAAUGUAAAAAAAUCCCAGCGGCUGAGCAAAAGGAAGCGUUCUUGUUGAUAAGUGAGUCGCAUGUGGUAGAAAGAACGUCGGACACCAACACCUCUACUACCGCCGUGUCUAAACAUGACGUGGUGAUGGAAACAACGCCACAUACAGCCUCACGUGAUUCACUCAGUGAUAGUGGAGCUUGCAAAACCACAUGUGCCACAACAGAUGUGUCCAAAUCAGAGGACGAUAAAGAGAGAAAGGAGAAAUCACAGGAUGUAAAGGGGGAAACCGCGACCAGAGCAACUGCACCUUUGAAGGAAGAGGAGAAGGUUUCUGAAAAAGAUGAAAAGACGUUAACUGCUGAAGACCGUGAAGUCAAGCAGAAAAUAGAGGAAACGUUGCGUAAAGAAGGCACAGAGGAGAGGAAGACACCCGCUGAUACCAAGAUGAGUGAAAAAGCUGAAAAUGGUAAUAAAGGAGAAGUGGAAAAGAUCGAGGACAAAAACCUUCUGGAGAUUCCACCAGGGAGAUUAGAGGUGAGGAGAAGGAGCAGUAUAUCUGAUUGGGAACUUCUGCAGAGGCCUGAAGACUGCCCAAGUGCUUCUCCUCAAGGCUAUGGGGAUGAUGACGAGGAGGAAGAGGUGGGGGCGGCUGUGGAAUGGAUGACAGCUGUCCACAGUGCUGCUAAGUCCACCUCGAAAGAUACCUAUCAGACAGAAAUAUCAGGCAAAGGAGGCGCUAGGGCCGAACGUCCUUCUGACCUGAACACCUCCUCCUCUGCUUCCUACGCAGGCCACUCCUCCUGCGAUUACAAACAUCGCAAGGGAGAACUCUCCCCAUCUUUCAUCAACCCGAGCCCUCAUCCCCUCUCCAGUGAUGAGGGCGAGGAGGACGACCUCAGCGACCACUCCCAAGAAGGAGACGAGGACGACCAGGAGCAGCACUCUGUGAAAAGAAGGUCGCACAAGCAGGGGCGCCACCACGCUUCCCCCGGAGAUGGCGGACAGGCGCCGCACCAGCUGCCCGGCGCAACGUCGUCUGGUUUGGCGGUGACAUUAGCCGGGGAGGAAACGCCGCCGACAUCGGCGAGCGAGUCGCUGCCUUCGCAGUCUGAUUCCGACGUUCCUCCGGGGACCGAGGAGUGUCCAUCCAUAACGGCCGAAGGAAACCUGGACUCGGACGAAGACGCCGAACAUCUGCCUGUAGACAAAUUAUCCGGCGCUGGGGGGGGUCACCAUCCUCCAUCACCGAGGUCAGCUCAGAAGACCCAUGACCCACCUCCUACCCCGAUGACGGACCCUCACCCCCACUCGCCGCACCCGGACGUGUGCAUGGUGGACCCAGAGGCUCCGCUCACUGACCGCAGCAUCGCAGAGAAACCUCUUAAAAAGGAGCACAAGGCCACUAAGGGCCUCAGGAAGGGCAAGCCCAAGUCGGCCUCCCCCGCUCGUAAGGGGGAAGUCAGGAAGAGGUCCUCUACUCCAGUGAAGCAGACCUCCAAGGACUCGGCCUCGGCUCGCUCAGCCUCCCUCAAGAGGAAGGACACUGACAGAAGCUCCAGGCUGAUCAAGAUGUCGGAGACUCAAGGCUCCAGGAGCGACAUCCUCAACCCGGGAAGGGGCUUGGUCAACGGAGUCAAGAGCAGUUCAGGGAACAACCCCCAAAAAGCUGGCUCGGCCGUGCCCCCCGGACCCCCCAUCUACGUCGACCUGGCCUACGUGCCCAACCACUGCAGUGCCAAGAACGUGGACCAGGAAUUCUUCAAGAGGGUGCGAGCCUCGUACUACGUGGUGAGCGGGAACGACCCGGGGAGCGGAGAGCCCAGCCGCGGAGUCCUGGAUGCCCUGCUGGAGGGCAAAGCUCAGUGGGGGUCCAAUUCACAGGUGACUCUGAUCCCGACCCACGACUCUGAGGUGACCCGGGACUGGUACCAGCAGACGCAUGAGAGGCAGCAGGACCUGAACAUCAUGGUUCUGGCCUCCAGCAGCACCGUCGUCAUGCAGGACGAGUCCUUCCCCGCCUGCAAGAUCGAGUUCUGAGCUGUGCCCCCCCUAACCCUCCCCCUGCCCCCCCUCCCCCCAGCUCCCUCCUCUCAUGGUACCGGUCUAAAACGCAUUUGUUGCAGUCCUCAAAGCACUGAAGUCGAAACUGUGUUUAUUAUCUCUCUUAUACAAGCACUUAAAAAUCGUUUUCUUAUAAAAUCAUCACGUUGGCUUUUUGCUGUCAAAUCCAACAGAAAAAUUAACAUAAUUAUUCCACAAAAGCAAAACACCAGUGAUGAGGGAGGAGCAGUAACAAAACCAUACAGCUCGACUACACGCAUCAGUUAAAAGUUAUGGCGGCACACGUCACACCUCUGCCGGGUGUAAUGGUCCCCCGUUCACUCCUUGAUGGCUGAACGUGCAGACUCAACCUUUCUAUUUCAACACAGAGUUAAACGACAUGAGAUACUUUGUGAUGAUGCAAAUGCGGUGGUUUGUGAACCCGCGUUUGAUGAGAAGGUUUAAUUAAAUAACUCCUGAUCGGCUACAUUUCACCGCCUCGGGGGGAGGAUGGAUGCAGCGAGCACUGACCUGUGAGAAAUGUAGCAAUGGAAGCUCGUCCCUCUGGGAAGUGCAACAUGUGUGCGUAUUGUUGGAGUUGUUGUCGCAGGAGGCUUCUUCCACGUGCCUUCCCGUUGUGCUCUUGGAGCGAGGGGGGUGGGGGGCGGGGUAUUUCAAGGACGCGUCAGACAUUUUGAAGCGGAUGCCGCAAACCAGAGGGCGAAAGAAAAACAGAACGAGUUCACAACUUUGAAAUAGAGACGGAGCGGUACGCUAAAUGACCUUGGAGCUGCGUUAUCCAGGUUAGCAUUAAUGCCACAUUCUGAGAUGCCACUUUUAAACAAAUAUGAAUGUCUUUGAACAGGAAAAUAGGAAUGCACUUUAAAAGUUGGAUUUUUAUUCGUAGUUGGAGCACAGAGAGCGAGCGCGUUUGGAGGAGCUACAUUUUAGUUGUGUGAUAAAACAAUGUACCGCUUGUUCCUCCAAACUAAGCUAGCAGUAAAGAACAGCAUAUUAGUUCUGACGCAAUUACCGAAUAAUAAUCCCACAGUAAUAUUUAUAGAAUGAGCAUGAAUGAUUACGAUUGUACUGGGCGUAAAUACAAAGGAGGAGGAGUUGUGUGUGUGUGUGUGUGUGAGAGCGUAGGACACACAGCUCACUGUGAAAGGUCUUUCAGUGGGUUCACACACACACAUGCCCGCGGUUCAUUUAAGCAACUUUUAUUUCUUCUUUUAUAUCUGAGUUGUUAGAGUAACAAAUUUACAUUUGCAAUUAAUCCUUUUUUUAAUUUUCUCCAAAUGCUCGCUGAGAAGCAAAUCUUAUAUUCACAUUUUACGUUUGAAUAACAUUUUUUGCCAAGAUGAAUCACUGUUGUUUAUUUUGGGCUGGGUUUCCAGAAAGAACCCAGUUUGACUUUUUGAUGACGUAACGAUACUCAGAAUAUUGCCAACUAGAAGCAGGAGGGAUCUCCGGCUGAACUUCAAAAUACGACACAGCCGUUUCCUCCCGUUAAAGGUUAAAGGUUAACUCCAGCGAAUACCUCAUCUUCCAAGGCCCCCCCCUUCACCGAAGGUGUCCCUCACGCACUCCGUAAGCCUUCAUUGCAUCUCAUCCUUGUGAUCGUUCAGAAGCGGAGAGCUGUUAUUUAUUUUGGGGGGCAGAUUGCAGGCUGUGUAUUAAACAGCUGGGCACGCACAAGUACCCCCCUUAGUCUGGGGGGGAUUUGAUCAACUAAAGGGCACUUUGAGACUGAGGGGGUCUGAGAGGGUUCAAAUAAAUCUAAAUCAAGCUUUUCAUUUCACGCAGCAGAUUAUUUUAGACGGCCCGACGCGUUGUGACGGCUCGGAAUAAUGUUUUUUAGUUGAGCCUCAGUAGAAAGCUGUGAAUCCCUUUGGGAAGGACCUGUAUGGCUAUACAGAAGCUGAGCGCACUAUAGAGAUCUAUUUUUCUGAAUGUAAAGUCGAUACUACCAUGAGGAUGCUGCUGGAUCAAAACGAUAGAGGAAAAAAACAAAUCAAAAACAGCCACACCGGCCUGGACGGAGACGCGUGGUAGGAUUGAUUACACAAUCAGCGCAGACAAGGUUCUCUGUGCAGGAGAGGGUCCAUUUCACAUCGAGCGUAUCCCAGAAAUAUCAACUAAUAUAAAUACAGAACUGCAGCUGCAACUCGAUCCUUUUUCCUGACGACAACUUGAAACCUCGAGGAAAUGAUGGAAUGAAGCAAACGUGUAACGAGGAGUUACGCGUAGAGAUCUGAAAGAUGUGACGACCUUUCCCCUCGAUGUUCGUUUUAGCUGCUUCUGCUGACCUCACGGUCCAAACUGCAAACUACUCGAACAGAGAGAAAUAAACAGAGCGCUGACGAGUAGACAGGGUGAAAACAAAGAUGUGCUUGGUUCAGUUUCAUCGCAGUAAAUGCAUCGAAGUAACGACAUGGUGUCACCUGUCCAUCUAAUCUCUCUGCAUGUAUUUAAUUUAGUUAUAACCCUGAAUGUACUUGGAACAUGGAAAUAUUAAAAACUGCAAUGUUAUUUUAAAGAGGUAUAUUUGAAGAAAAAAGAACAAAAAAAACAAGCUAAUUGUCUUAACUGGUACUGAACUGAGCUACAGUGGUGUAACACUGGGCUGUGCUUUUAUUGUUUCCCUGUUAACAUGUUAAGAAGACGCUGUAUUGGUAGUUAUGUUUGAUUCCCUCCCUUUUCUUUUGCAUUGUAUUAAGCUUAGUUACGAUUUCUUCCUCAGCGCAAUAUUCAAUAUCGCUCUCUAUAAAUCUAACUGGUAAAACUAGAACUACUGCAGAGUCAUUGUAAAAGGGAACAGCCUGGUGAUCAUCUAUUAAAGUACAAUAAAUAUAAAAGUGUG
This is a messenger RNA of Gasterosteus aculeatus aculeatus (three-spined stickleback), 15069 nucleotides long. RefSeq names its product microtubule-associated protein 1Ab (gene map1ab). NCBI's taxonomy places the organism in Eukaryota, Metazoa, Chordata, Actinopteri, Perciformes, Gasterosteidae. Gene Ontology annotation, cellular component: microtubule; microtubule associated complex; cytosol. Gene Ontology annotation, biological process: axonogenesis; regulation of microtubule depolymerization; dendrite development. The record is from RefSeq and is a predicted model, not a curated record. Gene Ontology annotation, molecular function: microtubule binding; actin binding.